This is a messenger RNA of Carya illinoinensis, 2412 nucleotides long. RefSeq names its product putative receptor protein kinase ZmPK1. Gene Ontology annotation, biological process: recognition of pollen; protein phosphorylation. Gene Ontology annotation, molecular function: ATP binding; protein serine/threonine kinase activity. Lineage: Eukaryota; Viridiplantae; Streptophyta; Magnoliopsida; Fagales; Juglandaceae. The coding region runs from base 1 to 2412 and encodes 803 amino acids. The transcript has a single exon. The record is from RefSeq and is a predicted model, not a curated record.
AUGGAUACUCCAUCUUUCUUUCUUCUUCUCAUCUUUCUUUUACAAGUUCUUUGUCCAUAUUGUUCAUCUAGAACAUCUGAUUACCUCAUCAAAGGCUCGUUUCUUUCUGUAGAGAAGCCAAGUGAUGUCUUGGUUUCAGCAAACGAUGAUUUUUCCGCAGGGUUUUUCUGUGUUGGGGAAAACGCUUUCGUCUUCGCCGUAUGGUUCACAAAAUCCUCGUCUCCUACCACAGUUUGGAUGGCAAACCGAGACCAACCAGUAAAUGGAAAGGCUUCAAGGCUUUCCCUUUUGGAAAGUGGAAAUCUCGUACUUUCUGAUGCAGGUCGAGCCACCGUUUGGACCUCCGCAACAGCUACACCCUCCUCGGUGCAACUAGAACUACUCGACACUGGUAAUCUCGUUCUCCGUACAUCGAACAUUGCUGUUUGCCUCUGGCAAAGCUUCGAUUCACCUACGGAUACCCUUCUUCCUCAACAAUUUCUGACAGAAAAUGCCGGUCUCAUCUCAUCCAAAAGUCGAAGCAAUCACUCUUCUGGAUACUACAAGCUUUACUUCGACAAUGAUAACAUCCUUCGCCUUCUGUAUAAAAGUCCAAACUUAUCGAGCGUGUACUGGCCGGAACCAUGGCUCCUACCUUGGGAUGUCGGAAGGACAUCAUACAACAUCAGCAAAAUGGCAGUACUGAAUUCGACAGGCCACUUUAAGUCAUCUGACAAUUUGAGAUUUCAAGCUGCAGAUUGUGAAGAGGGGCCUAAAAGACGGCUAACCCUUGAUCCUGAUGGUAACAUUCGACUGUACAGCCUAGAAGAGAGCGAGAAGACUUGGGUUGUUACUUGGCAAGCCAUCUCGGACCCAUGCAGGAUUCAUGGCAUCUGCGGAGCUAAUAGUCUCUGUAAUUAUGAUCAUAUUUUGGGCCGGACAUGUUCUUGCUUGCAAGGAUAUAAGAUCAAAAACCCAAAUGAUUGGUCUGGUGGAUGCGAACCAGAAGUCAAGAUCUCUUGCAAUUCUAGUGGUCAGUUUCACUUUUCCAAACUUGCCAAUGUUGAAUUUUUUGGCUAUGAUAAAAAGUACUUUGGAAAUUCUACGUUACAGGAUUGUGAAGAGCAAUGCCUGAAAAUGUGCGACAAUUGCAAAGGUUUCCGGUUCAAGUUUUCCAACAAGACAAGUGCCUAUGCUUGCUACUGUAAGUCAUUCCUGCUUAAUGGACACCACAAGCCAAGUUUCGACGGAGAUAUGUACUUGAAACCGCCGAAACCAUAUAGUUUCACUAAUAAGAAAUCCGGUAGAGAAUCAUUAAUAUUAGAUUGUCGAGGGGAGCUGCAUGUGGCGCUAAAUAGAACAUAUCAGAAGCCCCAUGAGAAGAAAUCAUUGAAGUUUUUCCUUUGGCUUGCCAUUGCUGUGGGAGGUGUAGAGUUGACCUGUGGCUUCCUGUCAUGGUGCUUCUUGUUUUGGGCGAGAAAAGACCCGGACAUAGCUGCGCAAGGAUACAGUACCUACGCUGGAUCUCGGAAAUUCACCUACGCUGAGCUCAAUAAAGCAACACGAGGAUUCAGGGAAGAGAUUGGAAAAGGAGCCGGAGGGGUCGUGUACAAAGGCAUAUUGUCUGAUCAUCGAGUUGCGGCAAUCAAGCGACUCAAUAAAGCUGGCCAAGGAGAAGCUGAGUUCCUGGUAGAAGUAAGCUUCAUUGGGAGGUUGAACCACAUGAACUUGAUAGAGAUGUGGGGAUAUUGCGCAGAGGGAAGACACAGACUCUUGGUUUAUGAAUACAUGGAACGCGGAUCCUUAGCAGAUAAUCUCUGUUCUGCUGCAGCCGCACUGAAUUGGGAAAAGAGGUUCGAAAUUGCCUUGGGGACUGCCAAAGGAUUGGCAUACUUGCACGAGGAGUGCUUGGAAUGGAUCAUGCACUGCGAUAUAAAGCCGCAAAACAUUCUCUUGGAUUCUAACUACAGGGCAAAGGUGGCAGAUUUUGGCCUUUCCAAGCUCUUAAGUAGAGGAAAUCUGAACAAUAUCACCUUCUCAAGAAUCAGAGGGACAAGAGGUUAUAUGGCACCUGAAUGGGUUCACAAACUUGGUAUACCCUCAAAAGUAGACGUCUAUAGCUAUGGAAUCGUCGUGCUAGAAAUGGUAACAGGAAGGGGACAGACAAACAUCCUCGGAGCUAACAUCAAUGGAGGAAUGAUAGAGUACGAGGGGGUGGCCGCGUGGGUGAGGGACAAAGUCAGUAAGGCCAGCUUGGAGAGGAAGAGCGACAACUCAUGGAUUGAAGAAAUUGUUGACCCCAUGAUGAUGGCCGGAAAAUACGACCUGGCUAGGAUUGAAGUUCUUGUUAGAGUAGCUUUGCAAUGCGUAGAGGAAGAUAAGGAAGAAAGACCCACCAUGAGUCAGGUAGUAGAGAUCCUUUGCGCUGUAUAA